Messenger RNA from Ostertagia ostertagi, 1974 nucleotides. NCBI's taxonomy places the organism in Eukaryota, Metazoa, Nematoda, Chromadorea, Rhabditida, Trichostrongylidae. The record is from the annotation of a GenBank genome assembly.
AUGGAGCAAGCUGACGAGUGGACUCCGAAUUCCAGGGUCCCAUAUUUGGAGCUGGCCAAAACCCUCGAAAAGAUUGAAGGUGAGAGCAAGCGAACGAAAAUCAUCGAUGUUCUCGCUGGUUUUUUCACAAAGGUCAUAGAAUAUUCACCGGAUGACCUGCUGAGCUGCGUAUACCUAUGCGUGAAUCAAUUGGGCCCUGCCUAUGAAGGCAUCGAACUUGGGAUUGCUGAGCACACGAUAAUUAAGGCUGUCGCGCAAGCUACAGGCAGGACAGUGGCAAGGAUCAAGGAAGACAUGCAAAAGAAAGGCGAUUUGGGAAUUGUUGCACAACAGUCGCACCAUAAUCAGAAAUCACUCGCCAGUACUUUUGGGUUCCGAUCAAAGCCACAUAGUGUACAAAAUAUUUUUAAAAAGUUAACGGAGAUUGCCACGCUUACGGGCGCCGCGUCUAUGAAUAAGAAAGUUGAACUCAUUAAAAGUCUCGUGGUCGGUUGCCGUGGGCCCGAAACGCGAUACCUCGUUCGAUCUCUUGGGGGAAAGCUUCGUAUUGGACUUGCUGAACAGAGUGUUCUCGUUGCUUUAGCGAAUGCUUUCACUACUCGGCAUGUUAAGGAGAAAGGUCUGCAGCUUUCAUCAUCAAAAUUGGAAGAACUUAAAGAUGAACAUGUAUUGUUGCUGAAAACGACUUACUGUCAGUGUCCGAAUUAUGAGAAAAUCAUUUCCGUUGCAUUCUCUGAUGGUAUAGAGAGCAUAAGAGAGAAGUGCAAGCUAACACCAGGUAUUCCCCUCAAGCCUAUGCUUGCUCAUCCGACAAAAGGAAUCGAUGAAAUCAUGAAGAAGAUUUGUUUAACAUUCCGUUUACAGAUCCAUAUGAAUGAUUCUGGUGCUGUCUACAUAUACAGCCGCAAUCAAGAAAAUAACACUUCAAAAUAUCCGGACAUUAUUGAUAAGGUCCGUUACUGUGCGAAACCCAGUGUAUCUUCAUUUAUUGCGGACGGUGAAAUAGUCGCAUGGAAUGUUGACGCGAAAUCGAUUCUGCCAUUUCAAGUUUUAACAACAAGAAAACGAAAGAACGCUGAUGAUGCUGAGAUCAAGGUGAAAGUUUGCGUAUUUUUAUUCGAUCUGCUCUACCUCAACGGCGAGCCCCUUGUCACGAAGUCUUUUCGAGAGCGACGUUCGAUUCUUCAGGAGCAUUUCUUGGAAAUGGAAGGUCAAUUUGCUUUCGCUAAAAGCCUCGACUCAACUGAUACUGAGAUCAUUAACGAGUUUUUCGAGGAAGCUGUUAAGGGCAACUGCGAAGGUCUUAUGAUCAAGACGCUUGAUGAACAUGCUACAUAUGAGAUUGCAAAGAGAUCCCAUAACUGGCUGAAAUUGAAGAAGGACUAUCUGGAAGGAGUUGGAGACACACUAGAUCUUGUCGUCAUUGGCGCUUAUUUUGGGACUGGAAAACGCACUGGUGUAUACGGUGGCUAUCUGCUCGCGUGCUACUGCCCUGAGUCGGAGGAAUAUCAGAGUAUUUGCAAGAUUGGUACUGGAUUCAGUGAUGAGGAUCUUAAGUCGCAACAUGAGCUGCUGAAAGAAUACGUCAUCGAGAAAGUAAAUAUACUCAAGCAUUCACCUGUUGAAGUUUUCACAAAAUCCAAGGCUUUGGUAGCACUUCCAUCCCAUUUUCAGGCCCGACCCUACUACGUUUUCGAUGAUGCUUCAAAACCUGAUAUCUGGUUCGAUGCUAAUGUCGUUUUUGAAGUGAAAUGCGCUGAUCUGUCUAUAUCACCUCUGUAUUCUGCGGCAAUUGGUACAGUGGAUCCUGACAAAGGGAUAUCGCUCAGAUUUCCUCGUUUUGUUAGAAUAAGAGAUGACAAAAAAGCAGAUGAUGCCACGACUGCCGACCAGAUUGUAUCAAUGUAUAUGAAUCAAUACCAAGUACGUAACAGUAAGAGUCAGGUCGAAGAAGAAGACGAUGUUGAGUAUUGA